Ophidiomyces ophidiicola is the source of this 2064-nucleotide messenger RNA. RefSeq names its product Transcriptional regulator of ribosomal biogenesis proteins (gene SFP1). Gene Ontology annotation, cellular component: nucleus. Bases 1 to 2064 code for a protein of 687 amino acids. The transcript has 3 exons. The record is from RefSeq and is a predicted model, not a curated record. Lineage: Eukaryota; Fungi; Ascomycota; Eurotiomycetes; Onygenales; Onygenaceae.
AUGCGUGCUCCCUCCGACACGCCGCCUCCGCUGCACUUCUCGCCCCCAUCCAGCGAUCUUGAUCGUGCCUCCACCCCUGAGUCGACCCCGGUUGGCACCCCCGUGGGCUUUGGUAUCGCAUCCGCCCGCAGACUCGACCGGGACAGACCCUCGUAUUUCCCCUGGCAGCGUAAACUCGGAGAGGAGCGACGGUCGCCUCUGCGCGACAGCCCGGCUGUUUUCGAGUCCGACCUGGACGACGACGACUCCACCUUUCCGCUGUUCCCGUCGUCACCGCCGCCGUCGCAGCCUCCCGCCAGCAGGGCCAUGGAGAACUUUACGCCCCCCAUCAACAUCUCCGCCUCUCGCCAGCCCUCCCUGUCGCCGCCCGGCCAGCAGGCCUCCAACCUGACAUCAGCCCUCCAGCGAGCCUCCAAUGCUGACCGCCCUGACCUGAUUUCUGCCUGGAACGGCGCCAGCCCCACCGCCCUCAAAACAAACGGCGCCCGAAAAGACUCGUUUAGCGCGACGAUGGCCCAGUAUUCGAAUGGCUCCAAGCCCAUCACGGUCGUGGGCUCGAAUCGGGAGAAGCCCCGGCGAGAGAGUCUGGCUGGUAGCUUGGUUGGAGGAAUGAGUUGGGGUGGUGUCUCUGUUGGAAGCUGGAUUAGAGAUGACAUCAUCAUGACAGGAACUUCGCCAUUUACCCUCCAGUCGCCUUCGUAUCAUUCAUCGUCCUACCUCCCCAAGCUCGAGGCCAACUACAUGCGCGAUUUCUCGUGUUGUGGCUUUACACUUCCAACAUUACAUGACCUCCUCCAACACUACGAAGAAGCCCACGCUCAGCGAUCGCCACCACCGCCACAGAAAGCGCCUUCUGGCCAAACAAUACCUGAUGCUAGGCCUAGUGGGAUCGGAAAUCAAAUCCACCAAAACCAGCAGUCAGUCACAGGAAAGGGGUUCAGUUCUCCCCAGCCCGCUGGUAAUCAACGCCGAGCAAAUGAGAUACUGACCACAACGCCACAGCGAGUCCAACCGCAGACUGGAUUUACUGCGUCUCGCGUAAUGGAUUUACCCGAUAUCGACACCGUUGAUGAUAUGGAGAUGGACGACCCAUUGUCGGAUUCUAAUUUCCAGCAGCCUCAGCAGCAACCCUAUCUGCAAACCCGAUUUGGGCAAGAAAACAGAGCAACUAGAACGUCCCCAUUAAAUCUUGGGAUGCUCCAAAACCAAGGAUUCAGGAGUUCUCAACCUGGGACACCGUCGUCGCCCGGAAGGCCACUUCAAAACAACCCCACCGUUUCGUCUGUAAAUACCCCAACUCUCCUACCACAUUCGCUGCAACAGCAGCAGCAAAAUGCUCAGUAUCGCAAUACCCCAGAAUCCUCUGCGCCUGGAACUCCUGCCGAGCUCGAUGAAUCCAUCGUUGGGGGGCUGAGCGAAAUGUCUAUGCAAGGUAACCUCAUGGCGGGAAAUCAAGCCCAAUUUCCUGGCUACGGCGGACAGAACGAUAUGCUCGACUUGUGUAUUGACGAACCUGCUAAGAGACUAUUCCGCCAAGGCGGUGGCUUCAAGAACACCCAGCCGAAUGCCCAAUUUCGAUUAGGAGGAGCACAAUAUGGCCCGAACAGUGAAAUCGCCCAGCGUAUCAGAGAACAACAAAGACUAGCUGGCGUGCCUGAUCCGACAUUCCUUCGACCUGAUGAAGAGCCGAAACCAUAUCGGUGUCCAGUUAUUGGGUGCGAAAAAGCCUACAAAAACCAAAACGGCCUCAAGUACCAUAAAUCCCAUGGUCACAAUAACCAGCAACUUCACGACAACGCCGAUGGAACAUUCUCCAUCGUUAAUCCUGAAACCUCAACUCCGUACCCAGGUACUCUUGGCAUGGAGAAGGAGAAACCGUACCGUUGCGAAGUGUGCGGGAAACGGUACAAGAAUCUCAACGGUCUCAAGUACCACAAAGCCCACUCACCGCCUUGUAACCCGGAACUCUCUUUUAUGACUAACCGAGCUUUGAAUGCUGGCGGAGUAAUGCAGGGCGAAAAUGUCAACGUUGCUGGAGCUGGUCUUCCAGGCAUUGGAGAGUAA